Molecule: messenger RNA, 1224 nt
Organism: Tilletiopsis washingtonensis
Lineage: Eukaryota; Fungi; Basidiomycota; Exobasidiomycetes; Entylomatales
Product: putative RPT4-26S proteasome regulatory subunit
Exons: 7
Coding region: 1-1224 (407 amino acids)
Biological process (GO): positive regulation of RNA polymerase II transcription preinitiation complex assembly
Cellular component (GO): proteasome regulatory particle, base subcomplex; cytosolic proteasome complex
Molecular function (GO): ATP hydrolysis activity; proteasome-activating activity; ATP binding
Source: RefSeq, a predicted model, not a curated record
AUGGCCGACACCGCCGGUCCGUCGUCGGGCGAGCCGACACAGCUGGCGCCGGCCGACCCGCGCAAGGACAAUGCGCUCAAGGCGUACCGCAAGGCGCUGAAGCAGCACGAGGACCUCUCGGCAGGCCUCAAGAAGCUGCGCUUCGGCCUGCGUGACCUGGAGAAGGACUACGACAAGACGGAGGACGACAUCAAGGCGCUGCAGUCCGUGGGCCAGAUCAUCGGCGAGGUGCUGAAGCAGCUGGACGAUGAGCGAUUCAUCGUCAAGGCGUCGUCGGGCCCGCGCUACGUCGUCGGCAUCCGCUCGACGGUGCCAAAACACAAGCUCAAGCAGGGCGUGCGCGUCUCGCUCGACAUGACGACCCUCACCAUCAUGCGCAUCCUGCCGCGCGAGGUCGACCCGCUCGUGUACAACAUGAGCAUGGAGGACCCCGGCGGCGCGAGCUUCGCGGGCGUCGGUGGCCUGGGCGAGCAGAUUCGCGAGCUGCGCGAGGUCAUCGAGCUGCCUUUGCUCAACCCCGAGCUCUUCCUGCGGGUGGGCAUCAAGCCGCCGAAGGGUGUGCUGCUCUACGGCCCGCCCGGCACGGGCAAGACGCUGCUCGCGCGUGCCGUUGCUGCCACGCUCGACACCAACUUCCUCAAGGUCGUGAGCAGCGCCAUUGUGGACAAGUACAUCGGCGAGAGUGCACGUCUGGUGCGCGAGAUGUUCGGCUAUGCCAAGGAGCACGAGCCUACGAUCAUCUUCAUGGACGAGAUUGACGCCAUUGGCGGCCGGCGAUUCAGCGAGGGCACGAGUGCGGACCGCGAGAUCCAGCGCACGCUCAUGGAGCUCCUGAACCAGAUGGACGGAUUCGACUACCUCGGCAAGACGAAGAUCAUCUUUGCGACAAAUCGGCCUGACACUCUUGACCCGGCCCUGAUGCGCCCGGGCCGCAUUGACCGCAAGAUUGAGAUUCCGCUGCCCAACGAGGUUGCCCGUCUGGACAUCCUCAAGAUCCACGCACGCCCGGUGGCGAAGCGCGACGAGCUUGACUACGAGGCGAUCGUGAAGCUCUCGGACGGCUUCAACGCCGCCGACUUGCGCAACGUCGUGACGGAGGCGGGCAUGUUUGCGAUCCGCGACGACCGGGACUACAUCGUGCAGGAGGACAUGGUCAAGGCCGCACGCAAGCUCACCGAAGCCAAGUCGCACGAGAGCAGCGCCGACUAUGGCAAGAACCUCUGA